AUGCGCGUAUUGGUGUUUUUACUGAUGGUGGCGGCCGCUGUCGCGGUAUCCCGGUCCUCAAACCGAAUUGUCGGUGGUAACAUUACCACCAUUGAAUCAUACCCAUUCAUGAGUAACAUGCAAACAUUGAGUUGGGGCGGUUGGUGGUAUCAGGCGUGUGGAGGGUCACUUAUUACACCCAAAGUUGUGUUAUCGGCUGCGCAUUGCUAUUACGGUGCCUUGCCAUCGGCUUGGAGAGUCGUUCUUGGUUCAACAUUGUCUUCAAGCGGUGGAUACACAUUCAAAGUGUCUGAGUUAAAAUUGCAUGAAAAUUAUAUUGAGGCAUUACAACUCAAUGACAUAGCUAUUGUGAAACUACAAGUCGGCGCUAUAAUGUCUAGUCGAGUAGGCCGAGCACGUAUUGCAGGUCCCAGUUAUAAUCUUCCCGCUGGAACAACGGUCAAUGCGGUUGGUUGGGGUACAACGUCGUCUGGAGGUAGACCAUCGGAGCAGCUGCGGGAUGUUGAUCUAAAAGUUAUCAAUCAAAAUAUUUGCGCUGAAAGGUAUGCCGCUCUCAAGAAACAGCCUGGUUUCGAAGACUGGCCUGAUAUCACAGGAACGAUGUUAUGUGCCGGUGUUCUUGAUGAAGGGGGCAAAGAUACAUGCCAGGGUGACUCAGGAGGACCGUUAUUACACAAAAAAGAUAUACUUGUCGGGAUUACGUCUUGGGGAUACACGUGCGCUCACCCACGCUUUCCAGGCGUCAACACUCGAGUUUCUAGUUACACAAACUGGAUACGCGCCAACGCUUAA
Molecule: messenger RNA, 792 nt
Organism: Pieris macdunnoughi
Lineage: Eukaryota; Metazoa; Arthropoda; Insecta; Lepidoptera; Pieridae
Source: the annotation of a GenBank genome assembly